AUGAUAUAAAAAAAAAUAAUACUCAAAUUAGCUAUUAAACAUAACCCACCAAGUUUAUUUGUUAUCUAUCGUUACAAUUUGAAAGAUAAAAAACUUAGAAGGUCACUCAAUUUGAUUAUUUUAGAUAUCGAAUUGAACUUAAUUCCUUAGUCUAUUUACCAACUCCAGAUUUAAUCACAGAGCAACUCUAUAUUGAACAUGAUGAUUAUUUAAAUGAUAAUAAUGUUGAGUAUGAUUAAGUCUUAAAAAUGGUUUAAAUGUUAUAUGAGCAUUAACAAUAAAAAAGUGGAACAAGAAGAUCAGUAAUCAAAAACCUUGAUCAAGUUGAUUCCUAUAUGGAGAGUGAUUAAGAUGAAUUAAAUAAGAGUAUAAUGAUGGAACAAGAUGAUAAUUGGUAAACUCCUCCUAAUAGAAGAACAGGUAUUUUGAUAUCAAUUCAAUUCAAGAAACUAUUUAUCCAAAAGACAAUACUAAAUUUAAUUAAAUUCCUUCAAGUGAAAGCAUGAAUUUAAGUCUAAGUGGAAUGCAGAAUUUUAUGUAAGGUUAAUCAAAAAAACCCAAUAAUCUUACAUAUUUACCUAUCAAUAAUUUUGAUGAGUAAAUAAACAAAAAUAGACGAUUUGUAGAGGAUUAAAUUCAAUAAAACUAAUAAAGUUAUUUUUAGAAUAAAUUCAUUGAGUUACCAUAGCCUUUACUAAACAGAAAUAAUUAAAGAGUCAAUAAUUAUUAUUGA
Molecule: messenger RNA, 733 nt
Organism: Paramecium pentaurelia
Lineage: Eukaryota; Ciliophora; Oligohymenophorea; Peniculida; Parameciidae
Source: the annotation of a GenBank genome assembly